UUUCAAGAUGGCCGCGCCCACAGCGCUGUAGCAGCUGAUAGAAGAUUGUGUCCAUGCGAGCGGGGUUUAAAUGACAGUUGAGGAGCAGCAGGUUACAACUGACAUCCCCGCAGAGAGACAGAGGAGUUUCUGAAAGGUUGUCCCAUCCUCAGCACCGCCAACAUGAGCAAGAACGAUUUAAUCCUCCCCAAAGACUUUCCUCAGCUAAAGAACGACACAUUCCUGAGAGCGGCACGAGGAGAGGAAACCGAACAUGUCCCAGUCUGGUGUAUGAGACAGGCUGGCAGAUAUCUACCAGAGUUCCGUGAGUCCAGAGCAGGGAAGGACUUUUUUGAGACAUGUCAGUCACCAGAGGCUUGCUGUGAGCUCACUCUGCAGCCUCUGAGACGUUUUCCCUUUGAUGCUGCCAUAAUCUUCUCUGAUAUCCUAGUUGUCCCACAGGCCAUGGGUAUGGAUGUCCAGAUGGUUGCAGGUAAAGGUCCAACAUUUCCAGAACCUCUGAAGGAGCCAGAGGACCUGCAGCGGGUGCAGGUCAAAGUGGACACUGACAAAGAGCUGGGCUAUGUCUUCAGAGCCAUCACACUGACCCGACACAAAAUCGAGGGCAAAGUGCCACUAAUAGGAUUCAGCGGGGCUCCGUGGACGCUCAUGUCCUACAUGAUAGAAGGUGGAGGCUCCAACACUCACUCUAAGGCAAAGCGCUGGCUGUAUCAGCACCCCGAAGCCAGCCACAUGCUGCUGAAGAUGCUGACAGAUGUGAUCGUGGAGUAUCUGCUAGGACAAGUGGCAGCUGGAGCUCAGGCACUGCAGGUGUUUGAGUCCCACGCCGGCAUUCUGGGACCUGCAGAGUUUAAAGAGUUCUCGCUGCCUUACCUCCGAGACAUCGCUCGCCGCGUCAAAGAUAAACUGAAGGAGGCAGGACAGGAUGUCCCCAUGAUUGUAUUUGCAAAGGAUGCUCACUACGCCCUAGAGGAACUGUCUCAGUCUAAUUAUGAAGUGGUUGGCCUGGACUGGACCAUUGACCCACUAUCUGCACGGGAACGCACAGGAGGGAAGGUCAGCCUGCAAGGAAACAUGGACCCCUGUGCUCUGUAUGCUCCAAAGGAGCGCAUUUCAGACAUCGUGAAGAAGAUGUUGGAGGGUUUCGGCACAAGGGGCUACAUCGCCAACCUCGGCCACGGCGUUUACCCCGACAUGGAGCCGGAGAACAUAGGCGCCUUCGUCGAAGCUGUGCACCAGCACUCCAAACAGAUGAUCAAACAGAUAUGAAGAUAAAUGUCUUGUAUGAAGAACCAAACCUGGCCUUAUGAUGGUGAUGCAAGGAAAAUGUAUAAUGAGGCAUUAUUUUAUUAAAAGCUCUAAACUGUAGUAGAUGUGUCCGUUUGAAUAUAAACAGAAAAAUCCUAAAACAAAUUACUUGUUUUUCAGCACAUGAAACACAGAGAAUGCUUUUCCUGUUAUUUUCAGAAUGAGGCUGAUUUUCAACAAAGGAGGAGAAAAAAUAACGUGUGGAUAUUAAUUUAAGAUGGAAAACAUCCAUCCAACAUCCAUCAUCUGCCACAGCUCUCCACAACAAACAUGUUCAUUUUUUUUAUUAUUAUUUUGAAGACCAGAUUUUCUCUUCAGCCGUAAUAUGUUUUUCUGAGCAGGACUGGAUUAUGUGUUUGGACUGAAAAGGACGCUGCAGUUUAACUGAAUGAGAUUGUGUUUGUAUUAAUAUUAGAUCUAAAAGGUCUAAAGAGCUUUGACUAGUGGUGUGUACUAUGAAGCGUUUUGAUGUUUUUAUUCUUUAAAUCCAAUCACAAUCCUGUAAAAUGUCCCUGUGGCACUUUCAAAAAAAGGAGACGCAUUUCUGCAUCUGUAAACAUCUUUAGUCCAAGCAGAGCUCUUUAUCAGUACAAGGAGUUUCAUUCUCAAAGGCAGCCAAAGUUAAAAAAAAUAAAAGAUCCAAACUGCUGUAAAAACAAAAACGGGUGAUUUGGCGGAGGGUUUCAGCAAGGGACACUCUGCUGCAGUUACAAAAUCAAUUUUUAAAGGAAAAAUGUCAGCAUGCAGCAGUUGAUCAUUCCUCCAUCUAACAUCUUAACUGUGAACAAAUCUGCUGGAUCUCAGCAGGAAGAGUUUUAUUUUUACUCCUGCUGAUAGAAGAUCUUUUAACAAAUGUGCGCUGUACACGAAGACGCUGCUUUGCUCUGAUUUUCACCCUAAAUCUGAAUUUUGUGUAGAAAAACUGGUUUAUUUGGAGAAGCAGUCUCUUUUUUCCCCCCAUCCACCAUUAAAUAAAGAUUUAAUCUGAAUUUA
Molecule: messenger RNA, 2301 nt
Organism: Pelmatolapia mariae (spotted tilapia)
Lineage: Eukaryota; Metazoa; Chordata; Actinopteri; Cichliformes; Cichlidae
Gene: urod
Product: uroporphyrinogen decarboxylase
Exons: 10
Coding region: 163-1269 (368 amino acids)
Biological process (GO): heme biosynthetic process
Cellular component (GO): cytosol
Molecular function (GO): uroporphyrinogen decarboxylase activity
Source: RefSeq, a predicted model, not a curated record